Cheilinus undulatus (humphead wrasse) is the source of this 1476-nucleotide messenger RNA. RefSeq names its product fascin actin-bundling protein 2a, retinal (gene fscn2a). The coding region runs from base 1 to 1476 and encodes 491 amino acids. NCBI's taxonomy places the organism in Eukaryota, Metazoa, Chordata, Actinopteri, Labriformes, Labridae. Gene Ontology annotation, cellular component: actin cytoskeleton; cytoplasm. The record is from RefSeq and is a predicted model, not a curated record. Gene Ontology annotation, biological process: cell migration; establishment or maintenance of cell polarity; actin filament bundle assembly. The transcript is spliced from 5 exons. Gene Ontology annotation, molecular function: actin filament binding; protein-macromolecule adaptor activity.
AUGCCCACAAACGGAAUUAGCAAGGCCCUCAAGCUGCAGUUUGGUCUCAUCAACUAUGAGAACCGAUACCUGACGGCUGAGGCCUUUGGCUUCAAGGUGAACGCCUCGGGCAUCAGCAUGAAGAAGAAACAGAUCUGGACCUUAGAGCAGGACGAACAAGACGGUCAGGUCGUGUUUCUCCGAAGCCACCUGGGACGGUAUCUGGCCUCAGACAAAGAUGGGAAGAUGACUUGUGGGGCAGAGAAGCCUGACCCUGACUGCCGUUUUCUUAUUGUACCACAGUCUGAUGGUCGCUGGGCGUUGCAAUCAGAACCUUACCUGCGAUACUUUGGAGGUUCUGCUGAUUACCUGUCCUGCUUUGCCCAAGCCAUUGGGGAACAAGAGUUAUGGGCUGUCCAUUUGGCCUUGCACCCACAGGCUAGCCUCCUCAGCGUGGCACGUAAGCGAUAUGCCCACCUGUCUGCUUCAGAUGGAGAGAUCUCAGUGGAUAGCAACAUCCCCUGGGGAGUGGACUCUCUGGUUACCUUGGUAUACCUUGAUGGCAAGUACAGCCUGAAGACCUGCGAUGGUCGGUUCCUCAGGAAUGAUGGCAAACUGGUGAAGGAGAACAUCAAUACAACUAGCUUCACACUGGAGCUGAAGUCUGGAAAGCUGGCCUUCAAGGACUGUGAUGGGAAAUAUUUGAGCCCUGUGGGUCCCACUGGAACACUGAGAUCUGGCCGAUGCUCCAAGCCCGGAAAGGACGAGCUAUUUGAUCUGGAGGAGAGUCAUCCUCAAGUCGUGUUUCAAGCUUCCAACAAAAGAUUUGUCUCAGUCAAGCAAGGAAUGAGUAUUUCAGCCAAUCAGGAUGUGGAGACAGAUAUGGAGACGUUCCAAAUGGAGAUUCAUAAGGACAGCAAAAAGCCAAUGUUCAGGACAAAUGGAGGAUCCUAUUGGACUCUCGUGUCUCACGGAGAGAUUCAGUCCACCGCCACAGAAGUAGAGGUCAACACAAUGUUUGACGUUGAAUGGCGAGGAAAGAGGGUAGCCCUCAAAGCAAGUAACGGAAAGUAUGUUUGCACAAAGAAGAAUGGGCAGCUCUCAGCGGUCAGCGAUACAGUCGGUGAAGGUGAAUUAUUCCUGAUGAAACUCAUCAAUCGUCCGAUGCUGAUUCUUCGUGGAGAGAACGGCUUUGUGUGCCACCAUAAGAGCUCCAACACUCUGGAUGCAAAUCGAUCAGUCUAUGACAUUUUCUCAUUGAUCUUCAGUGAUGGCGCCUACGUUAUAAAAAGUGCAAACGGAACGUUCUGGUACGUCUCUAGCAGCGGCCUGGUGUGCACAGACGGAGAAAAGCCUGAGGACUUUUUCCUUGAGUUCGUGGAACACGGAUGCAUCGCUAUCAAAGGCUCUAAUGGCAAGUACCUUCGAGGAGACAAGGGAGGUACGCUUAUGGGGGAUGCAACGACGAUUGAUACAUCUUCUCUCUGGGAAUACUGA